Molecule: messenger RNA, 650 nt
Organism: Zymoseptoria tritici IPO323
Lineage: Eukaryota; Fungi; Ascomycota; Dothideomycetes; Mycosphaerellales; Mycosphaerellaceae
Exons: 3
Biological process (GO): pyrimidine nucleotide biosynthetic process; 'de novo' pyrimidine nucleobase biosynthetic process
Cellular component (GO): cytoplasm
Molecular function (GO): dihydroorotase activity
Source: RefSeq, a predicted model, not a curated record
CCUCUUCGACAUCAUGGCGCCGAAGGAAUUGCUGGAAAAGUUCAAUGGCGUGCAGAUGGCUGCGGCGGCAGACAUGCAUGUCCACCUGCGAGAAGGAGACAUGUUGGAGCUUGUCGUCCCAACCAUUCGCCAGGGAGGUGCCAAUACCGUCUUCGUCAUGCCUAAUCUGGUCCCUCCGAUCACGACCGUGAAACACGCUCUGGACUACAAAGAGCGCCUGGAAGAGCUGGAACCGAAUGUCAAGUUCCUCAUGUCACUCUACCUUCACCCGAACAUUCAGCCGGAGACCGUCGUAGAGGCGAAGAGAAAAGGCAUCACCGGCAUCAAAUCCUACCCGCACGGUGUCACGACCAACUCGACUGAUGGCGUGCUAUCGUACGAGCAGUUCUAUCCGGUGUUCGAGCAGAUGGAGAAGGAAGACAUGGUGCUCAAUCUCCACGGCGAGCUCCCACCUUCAGCAGGCGCCGAUAUCACAGUCCUCAAUGCCGAAGAAGCCUUCCUCCCCACACUUCUUGACUUGCAUCGCCGCUUUCCUAAACUGCGGAUCAUCCUGGAACACUGCACCUCCGCAGCUGCCAUCGAGGCGGUCAAGUCGUGCGGUGACAAUGUGGCGGCCACGAUCACUGCUCAUCAUAUGUUCUUGACCGUGG